Nanorana parkeri is the source of this 408-nucleotide messenger RNA. RefSeq names its product gem nuclear organelle associated protein 6 (gene GEMIN6). The record is from RefSeq and is a predicted model, not a curated record. Gene Ontology annotation, cellular component: nucleus; SMN complex. NCBI's taxonomy places the organism in Eukaryota, Metazoa, Chordata, Amphibia, Anura, Dicroglossidae. The annotation marks the transcript as partial. The transcript has a single exon. Gene Ontology annotation, biological process: spliceosomal complex assembly; spliceosomal snRNP assembly.
UGUUGUCCUGGCUAAUUUUGAAGAAGCCCAGAAAACACAGGUUCGGGUAGUAAUGGGGCAUGCAAUACAGAAAGUAGAGGCAUUCAGUGAACCAGAUGACAUCAUUAGAAAGAGACUAUCACAUAUUUUCAGCCUUUGUGAAACCAGUUUACACACUAGUGAGGAUCUAGAGACAAGAAAACAAAGCUUGAAAAGUUGGCUGGAGCAAAACAAUAUUCCCAUUACUGUACAAGGAGAAUCACAGAGGACAUUGUGUGUAGCUGGAGUACUAAGUAUUGACCCUCCCUAUGGACCAGAUAACUGCAGUAGCACUAAUGAAAUUAUAUUGUCUCGCGUACAAGGACUGUUACAAAGCUAUCUGACGAGCCAGUGCAACACUAUAUUUUAACACUUUUCUGUUCAGACAAA